Messenger RNA from Coregonus clupeaformis (lake whitefish), 405 nucleotides. Its product is annotated as von Willebrand factor A domain-containing protein 7-like. The transcript is spliced from 3 exons. Lineage: Eukaryota; Metazoa; Chordata; Actinopteri; Salmoniformes; Salmonidae. The record is from RefSeq and is a predicted model, not a curated record. Bases 1 to 405 code for a protein of 134 amino acids.
AUGGAGGAGGGGGAUUUCCCGGAGAUGAGUCUAUCAGGACUUCAGCUGGCUUUAACUGGUGCACCCCCCUCUUCAGAGAUCUUCCUUUUCACUGAUGCCCCCGCAAAAGACUUGUAUCUAACAGGCACGGUGAACGCCCUCAUAGAACGCACUAAGUCAGUGGUGACAUUCUUCCUAACUGGCUCUUUGGGUCUCCGUCGUAGGAGGGGUAGUGACCAGGGCCAAGGACAGGUCCAGCACAGUCGGAUGGCAGUGUCAGACGCCCAGCUCUACAGGAACCUGGCCCAGUCCUCAGGUGGCCAGGCAAUACAGGUCACCAAGACAGAGCUGCCCAAGGCCACCAGCAUCCUUGUGGAAUCCUCCAGCUCUUCCUUGGUAGCCUUUGACUCCAAUAGUAAACAUUAG